UCCAUCAGAACUUCCCCUUUUCUAUAAGACCGUGUUCAGCGAAGCUCUCUCUUUUCGAGCUUUCUCACUCUUCUUCGAAGAAACACAAGGGCAAGACGGAAGAGAAGAUCGGGAACGCGAGAAGAAUCGAUCACCAUCUCCCUCUCUCGUUCUCAUCCCCUUGGAUCUCCACGCUAGGGCUCGGUCUCCAUCGCCAUGGACAUCGAGCAAAGGCAAACAGAGAUCAUCGAUCACUUUGUGAAGCAAGCGGAGGUAAUGGAAGCUGCCUCUCUCUCCGCCCUUGUUCUUGAGGCCACUUCUCACCCUUCCCUCUUUGCUUUCUCCGAGAUCCUCUCCUCACCCAAUGUCCACAAGCUUGAGGGCACACGGUACUCGUCUUCACGGGACUUGCUUCGCUUGUUUGCCUAUGGCACAUGGAAUGAUUACCGAAGCAAUGCUGGCUGUCUUCCUGCGCUGUUGCCUGAUCAAGUUCGCAAACUAAAACAGCUCACUGUUCUGACACUGGCUGAGACAAACAAGGUACUACCAUAUGAUCAAUUGAUGCAGGAGAUAGAUGUUUCAAAUGUAAGAGAACUUGAAGAUUUUCUUAUAAACGAGUGCAUGUAUGUGGGUAUAGUUAGAGGUAAACUUGAUCAGCUGCGCAGGUGUUUUGAGGUUCAAUUUGCAGCUGGAAGGGAUCUUAGGCCUGGGCAGCUCAACAAUAUGAUACAAACAUUGGCAAACUGGGUGUGCACCUCUGAUAACCUGCUGCAGACUAUCCAAGAAAAAAUCAAAUGGGCCGAUGCAAUGAGUGAGGCAUACAAGAAGCAUCGUAAAGAAAUCGAGGAUAGGGCUGAAGAUGUUAAAAAAUCCCUAAAGAAGUUAACCAGGCCGACUUGGACUCACGAGGGCAUGAAGAGAUGUACUCUGAAGCUGGAGGGCUAAUGGACUAUGAAGAGGAUCGUGCCCGGCCUAAGAGAAGGCGGCAUCCAGUGCCAUAGAGAUAAGGGGCAGUAGAUUGAACUGGUGGAUUUUGUUUACAGGAGAAAGCUGGAGAUCUGGUUCUGAUAAAGGCAUUUUGGCACCCAUGUUAUGAUAACUUAAUGUGGUCUUUAUCUGUCUGCUUGGCUCUGAUCUUGACUAUUAACCAAGCCCCCACUGUGCACUGUAACACUUUCAUUAUCAUCUUUGUCAAAUUUCGCCUUCGCCUUCACCUUCCAUGUAUUCACCAAUCAAUAGAUUGUCAAAUCUUAGAAAAGUCAUUAUUCAAAACUGUCUUUGUUUAUCUUUGUAUGUUGUGAACCAUGUUUUUCAUGUAGUAUUAGAGAACUAUAUGUUUGAUCUUC
Dioscorea cayenensis subsp. rotundata (Guinea yam) is the source of this 1325-nucleotide messenger RNA. Its product is annotated as COP9 signalosome complex subunit 7. Gene Ontology annotation, cellular component: COP9 signalosome. The transcript has 9 exons. The coding region runs from base 196 to 924 and encodes 242 amino acids. NCBI's taxonomy places the organism in Eukaryota, Viridiplantae, Streptophyta, Magnoliopsida, Dioscoreales, Dioscoreaceae. The record is from RefSeq and is a predicted model, not a curated record.